UAGAAUUAGAUGUAUGGGACACAGAAAAAUUGUGAAACUGUCUAUACUGAAGGGAAGAGACAGUGAGGGAAGAGAGAAGGAAAAAAAAAAGAGGACAGAAGAACAGAGGGAACCUUCCACCUUUUAUCUUGUUGGCAUCAAGGAUGAAGACUUGGAGCAGCUGGUCCACAAUAGCCCUCAGAGACCCUCCCAAAAUCAUCAAGGGAACAUACGGUUCUAAAAUCAGCUCCAAGGCACAAAGUAAGAUGUGAUGGGGCGCCUGAGGAACAUUCAUAGCACAGACUUCACUUUGGAGUCGAACACGGGCAAUUUGUUUCUCCCAUCGUUUGCUCCAUUUCUGUGCCCUGAGAAGGGCAAAGUUUGCCUUCCUCAGGCAUGUCUUGUCAGCUCCAAGCAGCUGCAGGGGCUUAGAUAUUCAGCUUAACAUUCUUCAGGAACACAAUCAGACUGAGGCUCUCCACCUGCCUCCCAAUGGCGCUCUUCACUAGAGUCAACACUACUACCUCAGUCACACAUGGGCAAGAGAACUCAACAGAGCCGGGCCUGCCACACUCCCAUGCCUACUACGCCCUCUGUUAUUGCACCCUGAUUUUGGCCAUCAUCUUUGGGAAUGUGCUGGUCUGCCUGGCGGUGCUAAGAGAGCGCACCUUGCAGACCACAACGAAUUACCUGGUGGUGAGCCUGGCCGUGGCAGACUUGCUGGUGGCCACACUGGUGAUGCCGUGGGUGGUAUACCUGGAGGUGACUGGAGGAGUCUGGAAUUUCAGCCGCGUCUGCUGCGACAUCUUUGUCACUAUGGAUGUGAUGAUGUGCACAGCCAGCAUUUUAAACCUCUGUGCUAUCAGCAUUGACAGGUACACAGCAGUGGCGAUGCCAGUUCAGUAUCAGUAUGGCACAGGGAAGAGCUCCUGCAGGAGGGUUUCCAUUAUGAUCGUGAUGGUCUGGAUGUUGGCAUUUGCUGUGUCCUGCCCCCUCCUGUUUGGCUUCAAUACCACAGGGGAUCCUAGUGUCUGUUCCAUAUCCAACCCUGAUUUUGUCAUCUAUUCUUCGGUGGUAUCCUUCUACCUUCCCUUCAUGGUCACCUUGCUGCUUUAUGUCCGGAUUUAUUUUGUGCUGAAGCAGAGACAGAGGAAACGAAGCCUCUCCAGGCAGGGCAGCCAUAGCAUCAGCAUCAAAGCCUGUUACACACAGAAAGAGCACAAAGAGAAGGAAACUUUGCACCAUGGGCACCAAGACCCCCUCUCAUCCCGUCUGCAGCUAAAAUCCCCAAUCCAAGAGCUUUCCCCUGAAAAGAAGCUGCUGACCCCCUCUGACCUGCAGCCGUACUGCAGCUUCUGCCACCAAGCUUCCUUCCCCAGGACCGGGACCAAUGGAAAUGAGCUAAAAGAGGAGAGAAGAAGCAGGGAACAGAACUUGGAGGUGCAUAAACUCAGCAAUGGCCAAACCUUGACCUCUUUGAAGCUAGUGCACCAGCAGCCCCGGACAGUACAGCUGAGAGAGAGGAAGGCCACACAAAUGCUGGCUAUCGUUCUGGGGACAUUCAUAGUCUGCUGGCUGCCGUUCUUCAUGACCCACAUCCUGAACACUCACUGCCAGGCUUGUCACAUAACCCCAGAGCUCUACAGUGCCACCACAUGGCUUGGUUAUGUAAACAGCGCUCUCAACCCCAUCAUCUACACGACCUUUAACACUGAGUUCCGCAAAGCUUUCCUCAAGAUCUUGUGCUGCUGACAGCGGGGCUGGAAGGACGAAGGCUUGAUUUAAUAGUAAACCCAAGAGGAUGUUGCAGGCAGAAGCCUAACGAGAUAGUUCCAUAGCGAGAGGCCACAUGGAUAGACGCUCUCAGCCAUCAACGGGGAGAAAGCUCAGGAUCUUCUGUCCCACAAGUCCCAAACACUUCAGCUAAAGAAGAAUCUCCAUUGGCUGUUGCCAUAUCAGGGUUUCUAUCCCCUGCAAGCUGUAGCCACUAGAGUGCAGCCUGACCCCACACACUUCAGCAGGUCAGGUGCUCUGGCUCUGGAGUGCAGAGCAUAUACACUGCCCAGUGCAAAACAAAUGGGAGCGGGCCAAGUUUGGCUGGCUUCAUUCACUGAAUCACAAAGCUCCCACUUGGAUUCCCUUAAAUGCUUAAGGUUUCCUCAAAAGCACAGCUACAGGUUCUGGGGAGAUGGAGAGCCAAAGAAGCAGCACACACCUCAGUGGCUCUCCAAUUCAAACACAAGCACACACUUGAACAUGAAUCACAGCAGUGUAUCCUCAUUAAGAGUUCUCAGGCAUCUCUAGCCUUUAGGAAUACAGGAGACACAUGGGAGUCUUAGGUCUGUCUACACUGUGAUGGGAGGUGUAUUUCCAGCACGUGUAAACGUACCCAAACUAGCUUUAAUCUACGGUUUAUCUACACACACAUUUCAUUUGCAGCAAGAUAGGGUGCGACACUAUCCCACACAAGCCUCCCAUGGGCUAACUGUACAGAGGGACCCUACUGAUGAGCUGGGAUUAGAUCAAAGCAUAUUAAUGAACUAUUAAUGCAUGUCAGCAGGAUCCACACAGUCAAGUUUGUCUAUGGCAGGCUAGCAUUAGGUAGAUUCACAGCCCAGCUUGCCACGAACAAAAUGUUUGUGUAGAUGAGCCUCUAGCUAACAUGAGUACCAAUAGUAGUGAAGUUGUGGCCAUAUGAACCUAAGUAUGCACUGGCUGCACAAGUAAAUACCCAGGGUCCUGCGUGGGCUUGUACAACCUGCACUGAAGCUGGUGUUACUGUGGCUAGCAUGAGUGCUAGCUAGAUUAAAGCUCAUCUGGGUCUGUCUACAUGCGCUGCACUCACACCUCUGACUGCCUCCGUGCAUAUGCUUUAAGAAGUUAGUCAUCCUUUUGUUGCUGGUUUCUCUCACUGUGGAAAACAUAUUGCUAAUAGCGGGUGUGUUUGUACUGUCUUCUUGAUGAGAUGUCAGGAAUGUGCCCACUGGGGUGUAUAAGAACAAGAGAGAAAUUGCUCCCCACAAAUCUACUGAUGAGACUAAGUAAGUGAGCUAGUAAAUAAUGUACAGAGGAACAAGUGUUCCCCUGUUGUCUCCAUCGAGGGGUUGCCCUCUACAAUCAGUUCAGUUUGAGUAACUAAAAGACCACAAUCCAAGCACUCAGAUAUUACAGAGCAGUGUCGUAUGAAAACCUAGACAGGGUGGAUAGAAUAAGCCAUUAAACCAGAUCAGGGGCCAGAUCCUCUGCUGGUGUAAAUCAGCCUAGCUCCACGGAAGUCACUAGUGCUAUGCCCAUCUACAUCAGCUGAGGAUCUGGUCCUAAGACCUGCCUGUCGGUUUCAACGCUUAGGUUGUUCUUUCACUCCUAGCAGUGAUAACAUUCACUUCACACAGCCUCUUUGCUGCUGGUACCUUGUUGUUGUUUGUUAUAUAUAAACUCACGUGACUGUGCCUAAAAUUAAGUAAUUUUAGAAUCAGUUUUGAUGAUGCCAGCAUAAUCUAGCUUGCAUAGAGUCUGUUGUGUUGAUACUUCAUGCAGGGGGAGUUAUUGUUCCCUUGGUGAGAUUUGUAUUAGUAAAUUAGAUUGUGUCAGCAGAAGCUCACCAGGUUACCAUAUGUAUAACGUUGCCUUUCCUCCUAACCCAAGGAUCAGCAACAAAUUGACAACUAAUGAUCUACUGUAUAUGCUCUCAUCUCUUAGGGCCAUUAAGCCAGUGGUAUUGGUUGUGAUUUCACUAUCCAGCCACAUAUUUCUGUCUUCUGCCAUGAGUGGCCUUCUUGCUGCCUAGCUGCUAUAAAGAACCAAUAGCUAGAAAGAGACGCGGGUGCAGGAAGGUGACCACUGUGGAAGGAUUUCUCCUACUAGUCUCUGACCUCUUUGACUGCUCUAUUCACACUGCUGUUCCUCACAAGAACACAGCUUGAGUAAGUGCUUAGCUUUGUUUUUACUGAUGUUAUAAUCUUCAAGUGCACACAGCUAUGGCAACUGCCCCGUAGUGUCCCUGGUGGUAGGGAAGAGUGGUGACUCAAUUGUAAAGAUAGAAUAGAAGGAUUCUUUACUGAGGCUGCUGGAUGCAGGCGGACCCUGUGAUUCCCUGAUUCUCUUGCUCCCAGACUGACACAGCCUGUGCUGCCUUGUGUCACCACACAGGAUCUCCCUAAGUCCUGGCCUGGAAUAAGCAAUCAUUACACUCCCUUCCCUUCUUGGUGGAUAUUUAUCCCUUGUAAUUUCUGAAUGCAAUGGUUGCUCUGAAGCACAGUAUAGGUUGAUCACAUCAGUCCUGUGCAGCAUGGGCCCCAUCUCAAGAGCCAAGGCAUCUAAAGCUUGUCUCCUUUCACAAGAAGCCCUUCCCUGGCUGAUCUCAAGACAUUUCUUUCAGAUUCUCUCAUUGUACAAUAUUAAGCCUGUCAAGAUUCCUUCUCCACUCUGAACUCUAGGGUACAGAUGUGGGGACCUGCAUGAAAACCCCCCUAAGCUUAUUUUUACCAGCUUAGGUUAAAACUUCCCCAAGGUACAAACUAUUUUACCUUUUGCCCCUGGACUUUAUUGCUGCCACCACCAAGCGUCUAACAAAUACAUAACCGGGAAAGAGCCCGCUUGGAAACGUCUUUCCUCCAAAAUCCUCCCAAACCCUACACCCCCUUUCCUGGGGAAGGCUUAAUAAAAAUCCUCACCAAUUUGCAUAGGUGAACACAGACCCAAACCCUUGGAUCUUAAGAACAAGGAAAAAGCAAUCAGGUUCUUAAAAGAAGAAUUUUAAUUGAAGAAAAAGUAAAAGAAUCACCUCUGUAAAAUCAGGAUGGUAAAUACCUUACAGGGUAAUAAGAUUCAAAACAUAGAGAAUCCCUCUAGGCAAAACCUUAAGUUACAAAAAGACACAAAAACCGGAAUAUACAUUCCAUCCUGCACAGCUUAUUUUAUAAGCCAUUUAAACAAAACAGAAUCUAACGCAUAUCUAACUAGAUUCCUUAUUAGCCCUUUACAGGAGUUCUGACCUGCAUUCCUGCUCUGGUCCCAGCAAAGGCAACACACAGACAGAGAGAACCCUUUAUCCCCCCCCCAGCUUUGAAAGUAUCUUGUCUCCUCAUUGGUCAUUUUGGUCAGGUGCCAGCGAGGUUACCUUAGCUUCUUAACCUUUACAGGUGAAAGGGUUUUUCCUCUGGCCAGAAGGGAUUUAAAGGUGGUUAGCCUUCCCCUUAUAUUUAUGACAAAGCCAAAUACAUCAGUGGCUCCAGCUCAGUCUCUUGUCUUGCUCCCAAGCUCAGACUUUGAUGUGUUGUUACCCACACACUUGUCAUCUGAAGCUGUCAAUCUAUUCAUGCCCUUGCCCAUGCCACAGCUCCUUUGGGAAGUGCUUCCUUUCUCUUUAGCAUAAAGGCUAAACAUUCUCCUUAGUUUCUGGGCUAUAUAGCUGAGAUCUAUUAAUAUCAUUUUGGAUGCUAGCAAUUGGCAUCCUUGGGACUGUUUGCUUGGGAAGGUGCCCUGGAAACUGCAUCAAUCAAAUAGAAUGAUGCAAAGCAAGCUUGCAGCUGCAGGUUGUCGCUUGGUAUAGUAUUGGCACUUCUAUAACACCCUUCAUCUGCAGUACACAAAAUGCUUUACAAACAUUAAGUGAUGACUGGCCUCCCAACACCCUGUGAGGAUGGCAUCGUUACCCCCUUUUUACAAAAUGGGAACAGGAGGCACAGAGAAGAAAAGAUUUGCCCAGUGUCAUACAGUAGAUCAGUAACAUAGCUGGAAAUCAGUCUGUGCUCUAAACACUAGUACCAUCAUAUAGUAAUAUUUGUACUUUGAAAAAUGUGGCAAAUGUUUUUUCUGAUCUGUGCUAAGACAAGCCCAUCGUGUAAUUCUUUCACCUGGCUAGUGUCUCAGGGCAA
This is a messenger RNA of Caretta caretta (loggerhead turtle), 5855 nucleotides long. RefSeq names its product dopamine receptor D3 (gene DRD3). Gene Ontology annotation, molecular function: G protein-coupled receptor activity; dopamine neurotransmitter receptor activity, coupled via Gi/Go. Gene Ontology annotation, cellular component: plasma membrane. The record is from RefSeq and is a predicted model, not a curated record. NCBI's taxonomy places the organism in Eukaryota, Metazoa, Chordata, Testudines, Cheloniidae. Gene Ontology annotation, biological process: negative regulation of synaptic transmission, glutamatergic; regulation of potassium ion transport; negative regulation of cytosolic calcium ion concentration.